AAGGGGAGUCCUUUCUUAAAUAAGCACAUAGAUGUGUGAAUCUGUCAGACUUCACGUUUCCAGGCCAUUACGUGAACAAACAGCAGAGGUUCAUGCCUCUGCCAGAAGGGCUUGUGUAACUUUGCUACUCCGCCAGGAACUUUAAGAAUUCAUAUCCUCCGCCUUUUUCCACUCCAGACACCAGCCAAGCAAGAGGAAGAUGUGAGACGGCUUCACCAUCUCUCGUCCGUGCAAGCUUUUAUUUAAUCUAGCUUGAUUUCUUUCUUUUCUUUACUCUAUUUCCCUCUCUUCUCACCCACCUUUUGAUAUUUAGUUUUCCACUUUUUUAUUUACCGCCUGAUCCGCACUCAUGCCGUUUUGUACAAACCCUUGUGGAGUCAUCUGUUAUCUAUCAUAGAAUUUUCAUUCGAAUCGCCGUCAGCUUAGGAAUGCACUGUACGCAGUAAACGUCUUACAGCGAGAAACAAAACACCUUUUACACCAAAAGAGCCCAGCACUAUAAAAAGAUGAAGCCAGAUUUUGCAAACGUGUCAGUUUCUCUCUCCGUUCUGUUCUACUAUAUGACCUGCUUUUUCUCAAAUGCUGAUUGCCAGUCACAGCCGCAGCAUCUCUCCAGACAAGGGAACCAACCUCCUGCGGGUCUUUAUAGACAAAAAAUCCAAUGGGAGAACAACGGCAGGGUCUUCAGUUUGCUGAGCCACGGAGCUCAAUACCAGCCACCAAGGAGGCGAGAGCAGAGCUCCAACCAGCCGCCUUCUCACCCCGUUAUUUUACUGACCAACAGCAACGGCAGCAGCGCGGCAUCGCAGCCUCGACCGUCCAACAGAUCGAAUCCUCAGUCCACCUACUGGUUUCAGCCCGGUUACGGCGGGGCCAACGGUCAAGCAAGACGGACGGUCAGCAGCCAGCAGGGGGGUGUAGGGAACCCCACAGCGGGCCCAUCGAGUCGGCAAGACGGCGCCCCCACAGAAAACCAACCUGGGGACCAGUCACCCCAGCUAAGCAAUCUGAGGCCGGUGGACCAGAUGGCCGGGGAUGAUCCCUAUAACCCCUAUAAGUAUACGGAUGACAACCCUUAUUACAACUACUAUGACACGUACGAAAGACCUCGCCAAAGCGCCCGGCAGCGGCCCGGUUAUGGCACCAGGUAUUUCCAACACGGUCUUCCAGAUCUGGUGCCAGACCCGUACUAUAUACAAGCCUCCACAUAUGUUCAGAGAAUGGCGAUGUAUAAUCUUAGAUGUGCUGCAGAGGAAAACUGCUUGGCAAGCUCAGCCUAUUCAUCGCAAGUCAGAGAUUAUGAUACACGUAUGCUACUGAGAUUUCCUCAGCGAGUAAAAAACCAAGGAACAUCAGACUUCCUGCCGAGCAGACCACGUUAUUCCUGGGAAUGGCACAGCUGCCACCAGCAUUUCCACAGUAUGGAUGAGUUCAGCCACUAUGAUUUAUUGGACGCCAGCUCACAGAGAAGAGUUGCUGAGGGGCAUAAGGCAAGCUUUUGCUUGGAGGACACCUCUUGUGACUAUGGCUACUACAGGCGAUAUGCCUGCACAUCCCAUACACAGGGAUUAAGUCCUGGAUGUUAUGAUACCUAUAAUGCAGAUAUUGACUGCCAGUGGAUUGACAUUACUGAUGUAAAGCCAGGAAACUAUAUACUCAAGGUUAGCGUGAAUCCUAACUAUCAGGUACCAGAAUCGGAUUAUAACAACAAUGUUGUAAGAUGUGACAUCCGCUACACGGGUCAUUACGCAUAUACAUCAGGCUGUAGACUUUCAGCGUAUUAGUCUUCUUGAAUAAUGUGUAUGAAUCUGUGCCAAAGAAUGAAGCAAAAACCACCAGAAGAAAUUCAACAUGGACACAUUUUACUGCACAAGGACUGCUUCUUUGUAGCAAAAAUCUGCAACUGGAUUUCAGCAGAAAAAAUUCAAUAUUUAUAGUACAAAAACUUUGGUUGUUAAACAUUAUAGAGCUAAGAUAUAAAAUGAUCAAAAGACAUGAAGAAAUAUUUCAAUUCUUUUUGUGUUUGUUUUUUUUAUUGUUUAUGCUUUCAUGUUUCAGUAUUGAUUAUAAACUGCUUUCUUACUUGAUGCGAUAUAUGUGAUCAAAAAUAUAAUUAUACGUUGUGUUAUAGUAAUCUGAACAGUAUGGCAGAACUCCAGAAAGGAAAAUCAUGAAACAACAAGUUACUCAACUAAGCACAUUUUUCAAUAAAUCUUUAAGGAAAUACUUUAAAAAAUUUAAAUAAAUAAAUGCACAACAGAAAAGGAUAAUGAAUUUGGUAAAAUUGCUUUGUCUAUAAAAUUUUACUUUAACUAGAAAAAGUUAAAUAUAAAUCAUAGGCUUUUUUAAAAAUUUUGAGCAUGAUACAAAUUUUGUUCAUUUAAGUUGGCUCAUCUGGGUUUAUAAUUCUGAAACUUUGGAAAAAGACAGAUGCAUAUUGCUCUCUUGAACUAUUCAGUAAAGUCAUUUAACAGGGCACAAAAACCACUUAAGCAAUGUAUGUGACCACUUUUUCAUAGCCCAUUAAGUGAAGAAAUACUCAACAUUUUAAUAAUUAAAUUACAGUACUGACAUUCAUGUCUUAUAGAAAACACAUUCAUAAGGAUAUUUACAAUAAAUUCACAACUUAUGAACAUGUUCAAAUGUAUCUGCAUCAGUGAAUUUAGAUCUUCAUGAAAAUGCUACCACAGGAAAAAGAAGGAAAAAACACUCAAUUACAAAAUUUUAUAUCCAUCCAAAAAAAAGGAGUAAAUAUGGCUGCCCUUAUUUUUGCAGUCCAUUCUUAACAUCCUGUGUUCAUAGGUGCUAUUCAUCAUUUAAUACUUGAAAUACCUUUUCAAAAGUAAGAUUAAGUAAAAAUUGUAUUUUUUUUCUUCUUUUUUUUGUUUUACUAAUGAUGGGGAUGAUUGCAUCCUAAAACGUAACACCACUAAAUAUUUCAGCUCUGUACACACUUCUGUUUGUCUCAUUCCUGUCUUCUAAAUGUUUAAAAGCAUAAAUGUAAUUCUUUAUUUCUUUACAUAAACACUUUUUAACAAUUGUAUGGCAUUCACAAAUAGUAGCUUUGUACUCCAAUUGCACUUUUAUAUUCUUACAGUACGUUUCUGUAUCUAUAUUUAACGUUUGGCUUGAAUAAAUGGUUUGAAGAGU
Messenger RNA from Erpetoichthys calabaricus (reedfish), 3150 nucleotides. Its product is annotated as protein-lysine 6-oxidase. The record is from RefSeq and is a predicted model, not a curated record. Lineage: Eukaryota; Metazoa; Chordata; Cladistia; Polypteriformes; Polypteridae. Gene Ontology annotation, molecular function: protein-lysine 6-oxidase activity; copper ion binding. Bases 507 to 1784 code for a protein of 425 amino acids. The transcript has 7 exons. Gene Ontology annotation, biological process: peptidyl-lysine oxidation.